Stegodyphus dumicola is the source of this 1435-nucleotide messenger RNA. It is a transcript of the gene Rip11, whose product is annotated as Rab11 interacting protein. The record is from RefSeq and is a predicted model, not a curated record. Gene Ontology annotation, cellular component: intracellular membrane-bounded organelle. NCBI's taxonomy places the organism in Eukaryota, Metazoa, Arthropoda, Arachnida, Araneae, Eresidae. Gene Ontology annotation, biological process: regulated exocytosis. Gene Ontology annotation, molecular function: small GTPase binding.
AGGUCAUAAAAUUCAAAAGCUGCCUUCUCGGAGCAUGUCUCUUAGAAAUUUCGAUCCCAGAAAGCACCUGGAAAGAUUACGAGAGAAGCGAUCCUCUACAAGCUCCAAUCCAGAUGACUUAGUGGACUGUCCUGAAGAAUUUAGUCAUGUACAAAUGAAGCGUCAUGGUGCACUCUACAGUAGCACAUUAUCUCUUCCACAGUCUGCUAUGAUUACUAGUUCCAUACAAGAAGCUGGAAGUCUAGACGAAUUGCCACAGGAGGAAGCUGAAGAAACAUCCGAUAGCUCAAAUUCAACAGAAAUUCAAGGAACUUCUCCACCUAAACCACCACUAAGAAAAAAUAAUACAUUUAAUGCCUUAGAAAUAAAGAUACCAAGUCAUGGUGAAUGGACUAACAGAAUUUUAGCGAAUGCUAAAGAAUCUCCUAUGGCAAGAUCUGAAACAAAUUUGAUGGAUGCCUUAAAAUCUGAUUCUCCUAUUAUACCAACGAGGAAGAGUAAAUUUGAGACCUUACGACACAAUCUGAGGAGGCAUACAUUACAGCUAGCAGAAUCAUCAGAUCUGUCAGGCUUGACAUUAUUGAACAAUCAAAAGAAAAUUCGUUCUGACAGUUUGAAGUCGGAAUCACCAAGGAACAAUCAGAGCCCAAUUCCUGAAGGCAUACCAAUUGAAGUAAUACAACAGUAUGAAAAGAUGAAUCAUAAGGAUUUAGUAUACCUAGCAAUAAAGCAGCAAGCCGACCUAGAGAGACAGAGAGAUAAAAUAUUAGAUCUCGAAAAUUACUUAGACAAUCUUUUGGUUCGUGUGAUGGAGACUACGCCUCGCAUUCUACAAAAGCCAUACAUUAGUCCUGCUUGUCAUAGAUGAAAAUGGUUUAAGUUUUAUGAUGUGUCCUCGAACUAUGGCUUCUUAAGUGUGUACAAGUUUACAAAAAUGUUUUUAAAGUUAGAGGAAGUAGUUCAUUGUAGGAAGGAAAGUACAUACUUCAACACAAGUGCAUUUAAAGCCUGUUUAUAUGCUUUUAAUUUUCUGUGAAAGUCUGUAUUUUUUUAAAAUUAUUAUUAUUGCAUUUUAAAUGUUGUUUCACUUGUUAUUUGCUUAGGAUUUUGUUUUAUUUUUGUAUAUAAAGUGGUCUCAUGUAUCAUUAGCUAUGUACUUCACUUUCUCAAAUUCAGUUAUUCAAGUGUAAAAUAAUUUUAUAGUUAUAGAAAUGUUAAUAUGAGAUACUGUUCUGAAGAAUUGUUUAUCAUCAAUCAAAAAAAAUUGUUUUGCUAUAAAUAGUUUAAAAAGUGUUAAGCAUUUUUAUUUAAAUAUCUACUCUUAUUCAAGAUACCUAAAACAAACAUGCUGUAAUUAAACGAUUCUAACAGAUAAUAAACUGUUAACUGCUGUUAUUUUCAAUUGAAUAAUAUUAAAUAUUUAAUUUUAAAAUGA